GACGUCGGCGGCGCCGCGCCAGCGCCAGUCCGCGUGGACCGCUGGUCCCCGCGCGCCUUCGUGGACGCGUUCCUCGCGAAGCUGUUUCUCUUCAAGCUGGGGAGGUACGCGGACGCGGGCGAGGCGCUGUCGUUCAUCCUGGAAGACGCGCCUGGUCUCGCCAGCCUCUUCCAGACCGGAUACGACGAGGAGGUCGCGAUGGGGCUCCCGGCCUUCGUGGGCGGGGCAGACGACGGCGACGGCGCCCUGUCGCCGCAGGACUUCUUCCUCGAUGGGGGCGCGCAGAGAUUGGAUAUGCGAGAGCUGCUCCGCCGCGGCGCCUCCAUGGGCGGGCGACUGCGAUCGAAGCCUGAAUUGCUGGCGGUCCACGUGCCCCAGAAGUGGGAGCACGGCGACGGCGCGGUGGCUCCGAGGGCGGGGGGGGAAGACGUCGCAUACCGCCUGCGCGCCUACGUGCAGUACAUCCAGCCCGAGGGAUCGGAAGCCGUCCCAUCCCACGUCCUGAAUGACCCCCACGGCCAUUUCGUGGCCCACUUCGAGGAGGACGGGGGCUGGUGCACUGCAGACGACCUGGGCGAUCGGCCGCGCGUGGUCCAGUGGGCGCCUGGCACCGAGCACAAGAUACCUUGCGUGAUCUUCCUUGAGAAGGUGGACUCCAGGGCGGCCCGCGCCGAGGCGUGCCCGUGGCCGCCCGGGCCGGUCGUCGACGGCGCGGAGGGCGCGGGCGGCGACGGCGACGGCGACGCGGACGGCGAGGACAGGCCUGGCCUCGGCGGAGCGUCCGACAUGGACGAGGGUGGCGGGGCCGGCGACGUUGGCGGGCUGGGCGCGCGGAAGCGGCCCGCGGCGUCAGCGAGGAGCGGCGCCCCUCCCACGAAGCGGCUCCGCCUCCGAGGGAAGCAGAGCGUGGCUGGGAGGCAGCAGAGCCGCGCCGGGAGGCAGCAGAGCCGCGCCGUGAGGCAGCAGGAGAGGCAGCAGAGCCGCGCUGGGAGGCAGCAGGAGAGGCAGCAGAGCCGCGCUGGGAGGCAGCAGAACCGGGGCGGUCGGCAGGACCAGAAGCGCGGUUGCAAGCCGGAGGAGGUGCUCCGGCAGGGGCAGAGGCCGAAGAGCAAGGGAGACAACGCCGACGGGUCUUGGCAGGACGCCCAGAACAACGCCGCCGCCCUGGUCCUCCGCAGCAGGGAGGCGAAGGGCUUGCAGGCGGCGUGCGACGCGCGCCGGGAGUGCGGCGACCUGUUCUUGCUCUUGCACCUCCUGGAGCCGCUGGCCGCCACCGACGACCUCCUUAAGCACUGCCCGGACUUCUUCGUCUACGCGGGCGACGACUGCGCCAACCGAUGGGCGACGUUCCUGCGCGCCCCCGAUCGGCUUGACAAGUUGGCUGGCAGGCUGCGGGAGGCGCUCGGGGUCACGGAGAACGAGAUCUCCGACGCCAAGCGCCGACCGGAGAGCGGGGAGUGGCUCAUGCACCAUGUCGCGGAGCUCCUGGACGAGCGUCUGAACUCCGCCCACAGCGCCCACUCCGUGGCGGCCGCGGUCCGCUUGGCGGUGGGCGACGGGCCGGGCGCGCAGGACGAUGGCAACCCGCUGAGGGCGCACCUGGCCGAUGCGUGGCAGCGCAGACCCUGCAACCGCGGCCCGCCCCGGCACUCGGCCAUGCCUGCGCGCCUUCGGGAUCGCUCUGAGUGGUUCCAGUGCCCCGCGCCUGCGCUGCAUUAUGCCUGCCGCAUGUGCGGGGCCGAGUUCCCCAACAGGGAGGCGUUCAAGGCGCACCAGGGCAGAGUCCACGGGGGGCAGCGGUGGUACCAGUCGCAGUACGUGGCGCGGUGCGAGCUGGAGCCCUCCCAGCCGUCGCCGACCGAGGAGCGCCAGGUGGUUGCCAGGUUCCGCAUUUCCCAGUGCCGCGCCACCGUCGACCCCGUGGGCGAGCCGUUCGUCCCGAAGCCCGAACUGGAGGUGCAGAAGCAGCUGCUCCACGCGGAGAUCGUCGGCAGGAUCAUCGGCAAGAUCGGUCAGGGGGGGCCCGCGGAGGAGAUCUCCCUGCAGGCGGCCGGAGCGGCGGAGUCGGCAUCCCGCGCUCAGGCGGCGUGUCAGGCGAGGGAGCCCCGCGCUUUCCAGGCCUGCGUCUGCUGCGCCAUGCAGCAGUGGUCCGAGAACCUGCACUCGGAGUACCUCGUCGGCGACAAGUGCACCAUAAAGAACCGGGCCCAGUUCGCGGACUGCCUGUCGGCCGAGUGGCAUCGCCAACGAUGGCCCCUCAUACCGCGCGACGAGCUGAUGUCGUCGGCCGUGGACUUCCCCCGCAACGACUGCGAGGGCUCGCCGAAGUCCACGAAGAUACUCCUGCACAGGAGGCGCGUGGCGCCUGAGGCGCUCGAAGGGAAGGUGCCAGUGAAAGUGCGCGACGAUUGCCGGAGAGACCUGUGGUCUGAUCACCCCGAGGUGCCGCUGAUGGCGCUGGUUAGCGACCUCUGGCUGGGCCGCCGCCACCCACUGCUCAGGGAGGCCGCUCUCGCGCACCAGAUGCUGCUCGCGCUCGGCCGCGUCGUGUCCACGAAGAUCUACCUGUCCAGCAAGGGCGCCGACAAGGCCGUCCGGCAGGAGCAGCAGUCCUGGAGGCAGAAGUUCUUGCAGUACGCCAUGCAGGGCACCGCCAUCGUGUUCGGGAACGGAAACGUGGGCCACGCGACGCGGAGCUUCCCGCCGGAGCCCGACAUGUUCAGGGACACGUUCGUGGCCGUGUUCGCGGGCGCCGACGACGACGAGGAGGGUAUCCCCCUGACCGAGGAGCAGAAGCAGGAGAGGGCCUUGAGAGCUAUGAGGGAGGAGGUGGCGCUGCACGUCGACAAGGCGGAGUGCGACGCCCAGGCGCGGUUGUUGAAGCAGCGCAACUACGUGUACAAUGACCCGGGCGUGCAGUGCCGAUCGGACCUCGUGGACCGGUUCCCCCCGCAGCCGGACGUGCCCGACUUCGUGCUGGCCUGCGCGAAGUAUGUCCCCACGGACGCGGCGUUGGACGACGUCGCGCAGGCGCAGGGGCCCGCCUCGGCCACCACUGGCGCGCAGGCAGAGAUGAGCGCGGCCGCCGAGGACGCGCAGGAGCUGACCAAGUGGCUGUCCGUCCUUGAGGACCACAUGGACGACGUCAGCGAGCUCACGUCCCUGCCGGCGCUCCAGGGCGUGCUCGAGAGGAUGGAGAGCCAGGCGGGGCGCGUGGUGGCCUACGAGUUGAUGUCCAGGCUCGAGGAACAGGGGGGCGAGGAUAGGGCGCUGCCGCUGGACCAGAUCGGGCGUCACCGCCUGUGGGACCUCUGCCAGGAGUUCCACGCGCGCUGUCGGAAGAUCUCCCCCGGGGAGGACAUGGCGAAGCUGCGCUGGGGCGUCCGGGCGCUGGGGACGAACAACUGCCAGGCGGAGGAGGGCGCGGGCGACCUGGCGCGACCUGCAGGAGUCGCGGGGGCUCCCGCCGAGGACGACCCGCGCUCCUUGCAGGGGCCGCCCGGUCCCGACGGCCAGCGGAAGGCGAGGCUUCGGGUGCCCAUUUCGAGGAAGGCGGAGAGCUGGUGGAAUCCGAAGUACUGGUCCGUUUCCAGGCCCACGGACUUCUGCUACGGAGGCUGCGCCUGGGGCCUCGGCCAGCUCCCCCCGGACGGAGACGAGGAUCCGCAGAAGCAGAAGGAGGGUCGGCUCUGCUUCAGCGUGGCGCACUUCAUCAAGAAUCUUCUCACGCGGGAGGAGAUGGAGUACGACGUGCCUGGCGACGAGGAGAAGUACGUGGCCAGAGUCACGGAGACGACCACCAGCACCUGCACCUUAAUGAAGACGCCGGGGGCGUUCGGGGCCUCUCGCGCCUGCGCGGACAUCGCGCCGGAGAUGAUCGAGGAGGUGCAGCUCAGGGCGCAGCAGACGGGCGGGAAGGCCACGCUGCACGGCAUCCUCAAGGACAAGGACACCCCGAACGAGGUGCGGAAGGCCUUCGCCACCCUUGGCCAGGCCGCCGCCAGCCAAGUCGGGUCCGACGGACACAGGCGGGAGCUGCGUGGAGAGGGCGAGGCAUAUACCUUGCGCUUCGGCCCACCCGUCCAGUUCGUCACCCCGAAUCUGGCAGACACCAAGCAGCCCCUGAUCCUCAUCGUGCAGGGGGAGGAGUACUCCUUCGGCAACGACCUGACCGAGGCGGAGCAAGUAACGUUCAGCGAGAUGUCGCAGCGCAUCGCCGCGGACCCCGUGGGCCAGGCCGUGGUGUUCGAGCUGAUGAUGAGGCUGUUCUUCGUCCACGUCCUCGGCCUGCGCCAGGCUCAGGGCCGCGGCUCGCUGCGCCCGCACAUCCUCAUCUGGCUGCUGCAGGGUCAGCUGCCCGUGCUCUUGGACAUGCUGCAGCGCGACGAGGCGCGCUUCCAGGAGCGCCUGAACCUGUGGAUGCGGCAGGUGGUGCAGGCCGUGGUCGCCACCCAGCAGAGCGCCGUGGAGCUGCUGCCCCUGCAGCUGCAGGGGGGCGAGAACAAGUGCGGGGUCGCGGUGCCGCCGCUGCCUUUCGGGCCCAACGAGAAGCGGUACUUCAGAGCCGACGGGGGCGCGGAGAUGGCGACGGCAGAGCAGCUCGGUAGGGAAGGCGAAACGGAGGAGGCGCUGUGGUUCUACGAUCCCAGGGCAGACGGCUACCACAGGGCGAUUCGCGCCGAUCUACCGCUGCUCAACAACGACGGCGAGGCCGUAGACGGCGAUGCGGCGUGGACAGAGCAGAGGGCCGCGGAGAACAAGGGGUACUGGCGGCGGCCGCUCUCCAGCAGCGCCUCCGGCAUCUUCCCGAGGUAUCGCGGCGGGGGCACCCUGGCGGAGUCUCUCCCGAGCGACGAGUGGAUUCGCGAGAUGUGCCGCGACGCGCGCGAGCUCGUCAUCGGCUUCGGCAUCCACGUCUGCAGCCCCUCCUGCUACAAGUACCAUUCCGACAAGAUGCGCGGCUCGCAGAUCUGCCGCCACAACUUCUACAACCUGGUGACGCUGUGCACGUGGCCCGAGGGGGGGGACUCACAAGAGUGCCGGCUCCGCGCGCGCGGGAAGGCUCUGCGCGGCUGCAUCGGCAUCUUCCGGGAGACGGACUACGGCAUGGCCGGGCGCAUCGUCACCUUCCAGCUCCACCCCGGUGAGACCUCGACGAAGUGCGCGGCGGUCGUCCCGGCGCGGUGCAACGUGGACGUUCAGGACAUGAGACGGGUGCUGCCCCCGCGUCUGUGGAUGGAUGCGUCGGAGCUGGAACCGCCGGCGAACGAGGAGGACCGCAAGAGCUACAACCAUGGCCUCUACCCUCAGCGCUACGCCGACUUCUCGGUGGGCGCCCGGGAGGACUGGGGAUGGUUCCAGCAUUUGAACACCACGUCCGCGGAGAAGUGGGACCUCGUCGUAGUCACCGACUGGCACGAGAUCUUCAGGGAGCUCGCGAACCGCGACAGCCCCGCCGUGGACGGUGGCGACGCUGCGCGCGCCGAUCUCCAACGCGACCUGGAGCGGCACGCGCUGGCCACCUUCGUGGACGCCCACAACACGAGCUACUACGUGAACUCGUACACCACGAAGGUGAACCCCAGCAUGGACGACGUGCUCUGCAAGCUCCUCGACGGCGUGCGCCGCCUGAAGAGCCAGUGGGACGACAGGGAGGCGCAGGCCGCGGGCGGCGCCAGCGACGAGGCCCAGUCGACCGCCGCAGGAAAGCGCAAGGAAUAUUUCAAGCGCACGCUGCAGGUGCUGGCCCGCUUCGAGACCUGCUUCCGCAGGGCCUCCUGGAAGAGCGGCAGCGAGAUGGUCUUCCCCAUGCUCUUCGGGCACCUUUCCUUCAUGACGCACCGUUGCUGGAAGGUGUUCAUGCGGAAGUCCAUUUACCUCGCCGCGGAGCCCUGGCGCAGGCGGUAUGGCCAGGCCGACGCCGCGGAAAGCGCACCCGCCGCCUUGAUCACGUACGUGGUCCUUGGCACUGGACAGCAGGUCGCGAUGCCAGGGUGGCGCCAGGUGCAGCGCGAGGGCGAGCCUGUGUACGUCAGCCCCGACGGCGAGGAGUUCGACACGAUCGAGUACGCGCACCAGGCGUUCCAGAUCGCGAGCGCCAGUGGCAGCUCGCUGCGCGACGUGACGAAGGCGCUGAACAAGUUGCGGGAAGGCGAGGCCGAAGAGGCGCCCGAGACACCGGGGCCGACUGUCGAGGGCCUCGCGCAGGGCAAGUUCAGGGGCGCAGUGCUGAGCCAGCACGACGACUGGAUGCACCGCGGAGACCACCCUAUUGUCCGAGACAUGAGCUUGUACGUCUACAGCAUCUGGGUGUACCGCGUGGAACUGCCGCUGCAUGCCCUUCCGGCCGGGGAGCUGGAUCCCGAGGGCAGCGGGGGUCGCGCCCUGCACGUCGACAUCGCCUUCGGCUCGUCCUACUCGGCGGCGCGGAACUGGGCGCAGAGGCUGGCCGUCGAGCCGCGCAUCCCGAAGGCCGAAGGCUUCCAGUUCGUGAGCGCGGAGUCGAACGUGGAGACGCACUGCCUCAUGAAGUCGGUGCUGCUCCGGCCAGUGCACCUGCCGGACGCCGACGGCCCCAACGACACGAAGGAGCUGCGCUACCUCCGCGCGUACGAGCACAUGUGCGCGGCGCCGGAGGGCGAGCCGGAGUG
Molecule: messenger RNA, 6650 nt
Organism: Prorocentrum cordatum
Lineage: Eukaryota; Dinophyceae; Prorocentrales; Prorocentraceae
Source: the annotation of a GenBank genome assembly